UUUGAGUACAAUGUUCACGAUGCAGGUGUGUCAGCAAAGAAACUUGGUCAUCCAAGACAUAAGUUGACCGUAAAGAAUCUGUAACAGAGAAGUGGAGGCAGGUAAGACGAAGCUGAUAGAUUUGGUGUUGACCUGUGACUUUGCUACUGAUGAAGCAGAGAUACGAACGAGGAGCAUUCGACGCUCACGAUAAAUAAGAUUUCUUUGCUUCGUCUUCUCUCUCCCUCUACGUCAUGCCUUCGGUCAGCCAAUAACCCCUCGCUAAAACCGGAUGUAGAUUUCUCCUCUCUGUUCCGGAGAACAGCAGCACGUCGCCCCACCAUGAAGACGGUCCCGGUAGCCAUCGGCCGCGGGAGAAAGGUCGUGCGGAUCCACUGCACCGACGCGGACGCCACCGGUUCCUCCGGCGACGAGAACGAGGCUGCCAUGCGCCGGGUCAAGAGGCACGUCCAGGAGAUCGGGUUUGAGGUGGCGGCGGCGAAGGCGCAGGUUGACAGGCGGCCGCUCGCGGCGGUUUCGGGCUCCUGCUGUGGGAAGCGGUUCCGAGGCGUCCGGCGGCGACCUUGGGGCCGAUGGGCGGCGGAGAUACGCGCCCCAUCGCGGAGGAAGCGGGUGUGGCUGGGGACCUUCGACACCGCGGAGGAAGCUGCCGCCGCGUACGACGCUGCUGCAAUCAGGCUCAGGGGAGACAACGCCGAGACCAUCUUCCCCGCCGGAACGGCGGCGGCGGCCGGAAACAGGGACUUAUCCUCCGUUGGGGAUGCUGCCGCCUCCGACAACCCGUUCUCCUCCCCGUCGUCGGUCCUCUGUAACGGCAUGGACAAGACGCCGUUCGACGUCCUGGGCCACGGCGACGUCGACGCUUUCGGGCUCAGCGUCGAUCCACCGUUACACACAAGGGAGUUGUACCCACCGAAGUGGCCGUGUGGGGACACAGGCGACGAGUUCGCGGAGUUCGCCGCGGAAGAUUUCCUGCUACCGGCAGCACCUUCGAGUCUCUCGAAUGCCGAUACUGCCCUUGCCUUGUCACAGUCGAAACGAGAACAUAUGGCAAGAGUGAACGGUAAGUCGUGCUACGUACGUGUAAGCCGUGUAUUGUCGCCAAAAGUCGUGCUACGUACGUGUAAGCCGCCAUAUUGCGGCAUGCGUGGCACCAUUUGA
Molecule: messenger RNA, 1161 nt
Organism: Musa acuminata subsp. malaccensis (wild Malaysian banana)
Lineage: Eukaryota; Viridiplantae; Streptophyta; Magnoliopsida; Zingiberales; Musaceae
Product: pathogenesis-related genes transcriptional activator PTI6-like
Biological process (GO): regulation of DNA-templated transcription
Molecular function (GO): DNA-binding transcription factor activity; DNA binding
Source: RefSeq, a predicted model, not a curated record